Molecule: messenger RNA, 3511 nt
Organism: Rhea pennata
Lineage: Eukaryota; Metazoa; Chordata; Aves; Rheiformes; Rheidae
Gene: BNIP3L
Product: BCL2 interacting protein 3 like
Exons: 6
Coding region: 113-760 (215 amino acids)
Biological process (GO): positive regulation of apoptotic process; mitochondrial outer membrane permeabilization; defense response to virus
Cellular component (GO): mitochondrial envelope; nuclear envelope; mitochondrial outer membrane
Source: RefSeq, a predicted model, not a curated record
GCAGCGGGAGGAGGUGGGGUGCCCGGGCCCGGAGCGGAGUCCAGGUUUGUUGUUGUUGUUGUCCCAGCCCCAGCGGCUCCGCAGUUGCCUCUGCCGCCGCUCCUGCGCCGCCAUGUCCUGCCCUCAGGAGCCGCCGCAGCACAACAACAACAACAACCCGCCGGCCGAGGGGACGCACACCGAGCCGGGGCUCAACAGUUCCUGGGUGGAGUUACAGAUGAACGGCAAUGGCAAUAGCAAUGAUAACGGCAAUGGGAAAAAUGGAGGUUUGGAACAUGUCCCUUCAUCAUCCUCUAUCCAUAAUGGAGACAUGGAAAAAAUUCUUCUGGAUGCCCAGCAUGAAUCAGGACAGAGCAGUUCAAGAGGUAGUUCUCACUGUGACAGCCCUUCACCUCAAGAAGAUGGACAGAUAACGUUUGAUGUGGAAAUGCACACAAGUAAAGACAGUAGUUCUCAGUCUGAAGAGGAAGCAGUGGAAGGAGAGAAAGAAUUGGAAGUUUUGAAGAAAAGUGCUGACUGGGUAUCAGACUGGUCAAGUAGGCCUGAAAACAUUCCUCCUAAGGAAUUUCAUUUCAGACAUCCUAAGCGUUCAGUGUCUUUAAGUAUGAGAAAAAGUGGAGCAAUGAAAAAAGGUGGCAUUUUCUCUGCAGAAUUUCUUAAGGUUUUCAUUCCAUCUCUGUUCAUAUCUCAUGUUUUGGCUUUGGGACUAGGCAUCUACAUUGGAAAACGACUGACCACACCUUCAGCCAGCACUUAUUGAAAGAUGGAGUGCAAAACCUGGAAAUCCACGUGACCUGUGAAGGUGUUACUGUCUCAUUUAGUACAUUUGACUUGAGACCAUUUUAAGCAUGACCCUGACUUCACCCUUUCUUUACAUAUCCAGGUUUUUGCUAACUCUUGGAAUUCAGUAUUGUGUUGGAACUCUGUUGAGGUGGUGUUUCGCUAUCUACCUUCUUUUCCUUUUUCCUCCCGUUCCCCUGCCUCUUGGCCUGCAAGACACGUCAGAGUUGCUGAACAGAGUUUACAAUUGUCUAUAUGUUGCAAGGGCUUCUCAAUGCAAAAUGCCACCAGCAAAUUUUAAUUUUAUCAGUGAUGCUGUUGCCUCUCUGGUGCAACCUGACUUAAAUUGCAAUUGUGCAUGGUAUAAAUGUUGACUGUAUUAUAGUGAUUAAAAUUAACAAUCUCUUCAGAAGAAAAUUAUUGAUUGAAGAAUUUUUUUUUUUUGAAAAACAAGCUCGUUGUAAACUAAGAAAUCACUGGCAAUAAAAAAAAUAUUUUAAAUUAGCUUUUGGGGGAAUUCACUUAAUCCCUUAUUGGCUAACACCAUUUAAUUUGCAGGAGGCAAAGACUGCGUAAAUUUUGAAGUAGGAUAACUAGAUCCAUCAGCAUAUUUUAAUAUUAGGUAAUUGUUGUAAUCUUGUCUUUUCUAUGAAGUCAGCUCCGUAUUCCUGGUAGGAAAACCUGUCUGAUGCCUAGAAAAUAUUAGAAAUAUUGCGUUGUUUGCAUGUGAAGAAGCUUUUCUUUUCCUUAUCUUUUUCUUAAGAGAAAAUCUUCAAUGUAAAAUUUUCCUUCUAAAAGUAGUUUUAAAUUAAGGAAAAAUCCAACAGCUCUAGGUAUAGUAAGACUCUGUAUAAAAGGAUAUGAUUCUUUGUUGUGGAACCAUUUUACAAUUAUGAAGAUACGGCAGUUUCAGAAGUUAAAGCGUUUGACUUAUCUUUAAAGGGGACAAUCUUGCAGGCACAUAAAGAUUCAGAAGUUGUAAAGUUCUGAAAUGUCUUCUGCAAAUGAGUUUUCAAUAUUCCUAUUUCUCUUUGUUUACUGUAUAAUUCCCUUUGGGGAUAUAUGAAAUCUGAAAAUCUCUUGUGAUGUCUCAUGUUAGAUAGAAUUUUCACUAAUGUUGUUGAACUUUUAUCUUAGGGAACAUUAAGCCUUGUCCUCCUUCAGUGACACUUUUUUCAAAAUGUGAAGCUUUAGUACCAAAUUGUUACAAAGCAUUGGGGCAUACAUGUCCUUAAAUAGAUUUUAUUGGAUUUCAGAACAUGUAGCAUGACUCUGAAGGAUAGAAUACUCUGGGGUUUUUAUAUAUAUAUAUAUAAAUAUAAAAAAAAGUAUAUAGACUUUAAUACCAAGUAUUUAGGGAACCAAUACUAAUUUUAAAGCUAGUUUAAAUAAAAACAUUAGUAGGUUGACUCAUAGAAAAUGUUAAGAAACUGUGGUCAGCCAGUUUGGAAAAAACAGCUAUCGAUAAUUGUUUGCUUGCAUCAGAUUUUAUAGAGUUGAUUAUUUGAUACAGCAGUGAUUGCUUGAAACAGUUGAUGUGUAGAGGCUAAAUCCCAACUGAGGUUUGAUUUAAAAGAACAUAACUCCCAGGAAGUAAAAAAGUUAAGUGUAAACCUACUGCUAAGCUGUAUUUAUUUUUAUUCUCUACUUCUGAAUGCUAGUAGAGAAUACUUUUGGGGUGAAAGGGCAGUCUAACAAUUCUGUUGAGACAUCUGCUUUUUUCUUCUAGUUGUGAAUACUGGUGGCACAUGAGUUGCCCGUAAUUGCCAUUUGUUUCAAGUGUGGAUACUGGGUUUCACCCAAAGGUGGGGGAGGGAAGGGGGAAGUGGUGAACGGUGUUGUAGAUUGUACCAAGCACAUCAUUUUAGGGUCCUACAUAAAUUGAGGGGAGGGUAAAAGGCUGAAACGCUUUCAGUUCUAAUUAUAGCACCUUGUUUUGUAUGGAAAUUGGAAUAGUGGCGAAAUAGAUUUAUAUUAAGUAAGCAGUACUUUCAUUAAAAAAAAAAAAAAAAAAGAAAAGAAAAGAUUACCCCUUUAAAGGGUAAUUCAUCUACAGAGUAUCUGAUAAAUAAUUUUACAAACUAUUGACUGGAGUAUCAACACAGCUUAGGUAAUAGUUGAAGGAGCCAUGAAGUAAAAAAAAAGAUUGUGAAAACUACAACUGAGGAAUGGAUACAUGAUCACUGUAACACUUGCUAUUAUACAAUGCAGUAUUUAUUGAUUCCCUACUCUAAGCUUUGGAUGAAAGUCUACAACUUCUAGUUUUACCAUGAACAGAAACAGAUUGUUGUAUAAUUUGAAAAGGGGUUUCAACUAUUGGUAGUUGAAGUUUUAAGACAAAUGUUGUUUAAAAAAGCUUUAUACCUGUUUACAGUUUUGGAAAAAAAAAAUGCAGGCUUCAUUUUUCUUAUAUUCAGUGAAAACUGGCCUAAAAUAUUUGUAAAUAGGAUCAAGAAAAAAAAAUGCAUAAACUCGCACAUUAAAAACGCAGCAGGCUAAUUUAACUGCAGUAAAAGCGUAUUUACUUAUUGUUUUAAGAAGUGAAAGCUGAAGAUUGUUAAAAAUUCAUUUUUUUAAUUGACAUUUGUUGAACUAUUGGAGUUAACUGAGCCAAAGUGAUUAUGCAUUCUUCAUAGAUUAGUUUUAGCACUUUGUAACAUUAUAUACAGUUUACAGUACAUGUAUAAGUUGUAGCUUUUAAACAUUUUGUGCCAUUAAAGCUCUCACAAAA